Podospora pseudopauciseta is the source of this 4567-nucleotide messenger RNA. RefSeq names its product Stress response protein nst1 (gene NST1). The record is from RefSeq and is a predicted model, not a curated record. Bases 345 to 4037 code for a protein of 1230 amino acids. Lineage: Eukaryota; Fungi; Ascomycota; Sordariomycetes; Sordariales; Podosporaceae. The transcript has 4 exons.
GGGACCACAAAUCUAAGCAAUCUAGGAGCACCUUGAACAUCCGAACAACUUGAUCACCUCCGAAGCGCACGACAUCUCUCGGCCUGCAUCCUGUCCCGCGCUGAACCCCGGAGUCGCGUCUUUACCACCCCGCGCCCUCUUCCGUCCGCCACCUUUUUCGCGCUCUCAUCUAGCAGCUCUCAACACCCCAAGCGUCUGCCAGUGGAGGACCCUGAAGUGAGAUUCUGCGACGGCUUUUCUCUUUCAGGCACGUGCCAUAUCCGACUCGCCGACUCCACGAAGGGACCAUCUCACUACAUGUCCUCGUCACUUAUCUACUUCAGGUUGCAUUGAACUAGGUGACGAUGAAGGGCAAUCGGAACCCGGCCCCGCCAGUUGCUGCUAGUGCAGCUUCUCAGUCGCCCUCGGCGAAGGGGACAGCCAAGUACACCAACAAGGAUGGUUCCAAGUUCAUCACAGUACCUAAAGGCAGCACGCCCGUAGAAUCUUCCCAACCUUCUCCAACAUGUGCCUCCCCGGCGCCACCUGCUCCACCAGCGGUGAACAGGAAGAAGCAGAAAAGGCGCGAAAAGGCUGCGGCCAAGGCCGCUGCUGAGCAACAGCAGCAAGCACAGAAUGGUCAGCCUUCAAAUGGGACUCGCAGUGGUCCACAGCCACCUCAAGGCCAACCCUCGGCCGAUGUCGAACAGCAUGAAGACGAGGACGAAGAGGAAGCGGAUGCCGGUCAAGACUCUCGAGACCAAAACCAACAACCUCCAAACGGGACUCCUAACGGGCAGCCUGCGAAAUCGAAGAAGGCGAAAAAAAAGAAGAAGAAAAACAAUAAUGUUGCAGGGGCGAGUGCUGACGGUUCGGUGAAUGGCAACCACGUUGAUCACCGUCCCCCACCAACGUCACGUAUCAACGGCCGAGGGAUGUCGAAGGAAAAGAUUUGGAACACCAGCUCUCAAGAGGAGCGGGAGCGAAUCAAGGAAUUCUGGCUUGGACUAGAUGAGGUGCAGCGCAAGAACCUAGUCAAGGUCGAAAAAGAUGCGGUUCUCAAGAAGAUGAAGGAGCAGCAGAAGCAAACUUGCAGUUGCUCGGUUUGCGGGAGGAAAAGGACGGCGAUUGAGGAAGAAUUGGAAGGGCUCUAUGACGCCUAUUAUGAAGAACUGGAGCACUAUGCGAAUCAUCCUCAUACGACCAGUAAUUCCUCACUACUUAGUCGCCACCACUCGAUUAGUUUUUCGUCUAUCCCACCUAAUCUACCACACGGCCUUCCAAGCGGGCCGAGAUACACCCAUCAACCAUCUCACGGUCGAAUUUUGGAGCACGUUGACGACGAUGCGGACGAGGAUGAAGAAGGCGAGGGCGAGGAAGUCGACUAUGAAGGGGAAGAGGGGGAGGAGGAGUACAGCGAAGAAGAGUUGGAGGAUGAGGAAGAAGACGACGAGGAAUACAGUGACGAUGAGCACGACCCAUCCGAACUGCACCGAACCGAAUACGCUUCCGACUUCUUCAAUUUCGGAAAUAGCCUGACAGUGCAGGGGACUGGCAAUAACGCUUAUGGCUCCUCUUCUAUAGGCGGCAUCCUGACUGUGGCCGACGACUUGCUCAAAAAUGACGGUAGAAAAUUCAUUGAGAUGAUGGAACAGCUUGCCGAGCGGCGCAUGGCCACUCAAGAGCGGGUGCUGCAUCCUGGUGAGCAAGACUACGAGCACACGAAUGGCGACCGCUACAGCCACAGCCACCCCCCGCCCGAUCCUGAUGACGAGGAGGAGGACUAUGAAGAGGAUGAGGACUAUGAAGAAGACGAGGAGGAGUACGACAGCCAAGAAGAGGAAGAGGAUCCCAUGACUGAUGAGCAGCGCAUGGAAGAGGGCCGUCGGAUGUUCCAAAUAUUUGCUGCUCGCAUGUUUGAGCAGCGAGUACUCACAGCCUAUCGGGAGAAGGUUGCCAAAGAGCGUCAAGCCAAGCUUCUGGAGGAGAUUGAGGCUGAGAACCAACAAGAUGCCCAACGCAAAGCCAAGAAGGCCAAGGAGGCCCAGCGACGCAAAGAUAGAGCGGCCCGGAAGAAGGAAGCUCUAGCUGAGGAGAAAGCUCGCAAGGAAGCCGAAAAGGCUGCCGAAGAAGCCGCGCGUAAAGAGGAAGAAGAACGCAAGCAGGCCGAGGCGAAGCAGAGAGCAGAGGAGAAGCGGAAGCGAAGAGAGGCUCAAAAGAAGGCUGAAGAGGAGGAACGGCUACGCAAGGAGGCUGAGCGACAACGCAAGAUUCACGAGCGGGAAGAAAAUGAACGCAAAGCUCGUGAAGCUAAGGAACGCGAGAAAAAGGCGCGCGAAGAGGCUCGGCUCAGGGAAAAGGAGCAGAAAGAGCGAGAAGCUCGUGAAAGACGAGAACAGCAAGAGCGUGAUAAGCGUGAGAAGGAGGCCAAGGCCAAAGCAGAGCGUGAAUCUAGAGAACAGGCCAAGGAGACCAAGGAGAAGCGCAAAAAGGAAGAGAGGGCAGCUCAAAAAGCUGCAGCUAUUGCGGCGACUGCUGCUGCUGCAACGACCCCUUCUGUUACGCUUCCCAAACGUCCAGCCCAGCAGUCUGCGACAGCUAUUCCAGCUCUGGCACAGUCGUCAGCCUCGUUUGCGUCUCCACUAAUCACGGUAGCUACACCAGCCUUGCCGAUGGCCCCUACACCAGUUCGUCCUCGUCAGCCCUCUCAGCAGGAAAGCUCAGGCAUCCAGACAUCAGGUGUUGGUUUUCCACCCGGGGUCGCUCCGAGCCAUAGUCAAUCACCUCAUCCCCUGACGCCGAUACAGGCUAGUCCAGGCCCCAUUGGCCCACCAAGUAAGUCGGGACUCACAGGUCCAAACCUAUUCGGCGGGCAAGCAUCACAACACGCUGCGUCACCUUUGAGCGCGCAGCCCAGCAAGCCAGUACCGAUGCAUCCGAGUCCGUUUGGUAUGCCCAUGGGCGGCGGCGGCAGUAUGCCGUUUCCUCCUGGCUUGGGCCAGAUGCCGCCACCUGGAUUUGGUAGUCCAAUGCAUCGUGAUCCACCAUUUUCACCCAUGAAUGCCUUUAGACCUCCUCCUGGGAUUGUAUCAAUGCCUCCUGGACUAAGCGGUCCUGGUCCUAACCGAGGAUUUCCACUACACCAGCAUCACCCGCCUGGCUUUCCCGGACCGUUGGACUCGCCUGUCUCUCCAAUGGCUCAUCUGAUGGGGCCGGCAGGUAUGCAAAGCAAUGGCGGUACCACGCAUUCCCGCCAAGGUUCUGGCAGUCAUGAGAGUGGCGGACCGCAACCCAUCUCAAAGCCGACACCAAUAGGACGCCCAGCCAGUGUUGUCCAUGGCCAACGACCGUCAAGCUCUUCCCCUUCUAGGGACUUUUCGAGGAAUGAUCCGGACACGCACUUGGGAAGCAGUGCCCUACUAGAUGACGGAGAUGACCCGAUCGACUUUGCUGGUCGUCCGGUGAGAUUCCCAACCGCAUCAUCAUUGCCACGACCUGGAGGAUUUGGUGCUUUUGGAAUGGACCCCAUGUUCCCCAGUCAUCCAAACCCUUGGGGACCGCAACCAUUCGGCAUGCCACCUCAGUCGCAUCCUUUUCCCCCAGGACCUCCUCCUGGCUUUGGCGUGCCUAGCCCAGUAGGUUCCUCAUGGGGUCCCCCUCCAGGAGCCAGCUUUGGCAUACCAGGUGUUCUCGAGCGGCCUACUGAGCCACGCCACCUAACUCUCCGCAAGAUGAUGCGCAAGGCAUGCGAGGACCUAGGUGAGCACGACACUCAAGCGGCCGAGGGGCGAACGGGAUUCAUCCCACUGGCGGACAUCAAAGCCCAGGUUGACCGACUGCACAUCAACGGACCCCCGGUAAAUUUCGACGAACUGCUCAUGAUCUGCGAGACUGAAGGCAACGAGGUGAAUGGAGGUGGCAUCUUUGAGCUUCGCGAAGAGAAUGGGAACAAGUCGAUCCAGUACUUCCUGAAUAAUGAUCGGGCAAGACCGCAGGGGGUUCUCAGGACGGUUGGGUAUCAUCCGGGCAGUCCAACCAGUGGCGGUGGGCUUGGGUAACACUGCUUCCCACUCUGACUUGUUGAUACUUUGAAGAAAGUACUUAUUAUGCCAAGGAAGAGGGCGCGGGUGUUUUAACCUGUUCAUAGCGAAUAACGAAGACACCAACUAUUAACCGAGUCAUACAUCACCUUGCCUUUAUGUUCUUGGGGAAUCACCAAGGUCCACGAUGUCUUUGCGACCAAGCCUGGCAAUGAAGCAUAUUUAUUAGCUUACUGGGUGUUUUGCGUUGGGUUUGUCUUGGUGUUGAGAUGCGUCGAUAAUCUUGUGGUAAUUUUCUCAGAAGGGCGAAGCAUUUGAGAAAAUAGAUGGUUAAGGAGAUGGUCGGAGGGCGUGGAAUCAAGCCAAGUUGUCGGGUUUAGUGUAAAGUAGCUAAGUAUUGCGGAUAUUGGAGGAUGUAAAAAUCAAGUGGCUCACAGAGGCUCUAUUCAUGGCUCAUCUACUGACCUUUAUGCUCGACUGUGACUCAUUGAGUGAUUGAGUUUAAAGCCCUGUGGACUGGAAGGCUUAAACAGUGGGAUAUGUCGGUG